CAGCUUUGAUGGAUCCCCGAGGAGAGCCAUUGCUAUUCCACAUUCCCGCCCGUUCGAGACCUCCUCUACCUUUUUCCCAUCGCAAAGCAUCCAAAGCGGCUCCCCUCAAGGCCUCAACCAACCACUCUCACCAUCUGCGAUCUGCAAAAGGAUCAGCAUCGUCCACCAUACCUACACCCACCACACCAAAACCCUAGCACCUCGCAUUCCAAACCCCCCGCUUGCAUCUCCGACUCCCCACAACUCCGCCCCCAUGUCCCCGGUGACGCCAUCCGCGGCGGCCGCGACGAGGCGCUCCUCGCGCAUGCUGUCCAAAUCGGCCGCCGCAAAGGAGGCCAAGGCCGAUGACGACGAUGAGGAGGCCGUGCUCGAGCGCGAGAUGCCGUGCGGCAAACGCCGGCGCAAAGCGGCGGGGAAGCCUGCUAGCCGUAAGAGAGCGGCCAAGCGCAAGCCCAAGGAGGAGAUGAAGCUGCCUGAGGCGGUGGCGGACGCUCAGCAGGCGGUGGCCGCGGAGGCGGAGGGCGUGAUGGAGGUGGACGAUGCGGGUAGCGCGAUCAACGACGACGACAUGUGCGCGGAGGAGAUGGAGAUGCUGGAACAGGAGGAGGCGGCCGCCGCGCUGGAAGCAGACGAGGAGGCCAAGGGUGGAGGAGAGGAGUCUGCCGAGACGGCUGGCGCCAGGAAGAGGGUGGCGCGGCCGAGCACGGAGAGGAAGGUGGACGCCUCGGAGGACCACUUCGUGGGCGAGCCGGUGCCGGAUCACGAGGCGAGGCAACGAUGGCCGGAGAGGUACAGAACCAAGGAUUCUGAUUCACUCGUUGGGCGGUCUGCUGGGGAGGAGGAUAUUAGUGCCCGGUGCCACUACAGAUCUGCCUGUGUGGAUGAUGCAAUUUUUCAUCUUGAUGAUGAUGUCUAUGUCAAGGCUGGCCCUGAUGAAGAAAAUUACAUUGGACGUAUUGCAGAGUUUUUUGAAGGGAUAGACCGUGGAUCAUAUUUCACCUGUCGUUGGUUUUUCCGUACAGCAGAUACGGUCAUCUCAAGGAAGUUGUUAAUGGUUCAUGAUCAUAAACAUGACCAUAAGCGUGUUUUCCUUUCAGAGGAAAAGAAUGAUAAUAUGAUUGAGUCAAUAAUCUCAAAAAUUAACAUCAUUUAUGUUGACCCAAAUAUGACACCCAAAGGAAAAGCUCAGGUCAUAUCAACUUGUGAUUUUUAUUAUGACAUGUCUUACUCUGUUGACUAUUCCACAUUUGCAAAUAUGCCAUCAGAAAAUGAUGGUGCAUCAGGCAGUGAAGCAACAUCAAAUAUUUCUUGUGACGAUGACAACUCUUCCAAGGAAAAUCCAGUGGCUGACCUUGCAGCAGCAUCUGAUGCACAAAUGGAAACAGCAAAGCUGCUGGAUCUUUACUCUGGAUGUGGUGCAAUGUCAACUGGGCUUUGCCUGGGUGCUGCAUUGUCUGGUGUAAAAUUGAAUACUCGAUGGGCUGUGGAUAUGAACACAUAUGCUUGCAACAGUCUAAAGCAUAACCACCCAUCCACGCAGGUACGAAAUGAGAAGGCUGAGGAUUUCCUUUCCCUCCUUCGGCAGUGGGAAGCACUUUGUGAGAAAUAUGUCAGUGUCACCCACAAAAACAACUCUUUGGGCUCUGCUCUAGCUCAGACUUCAAUGGAUGCUGAAGAUGAUGAAAGUGAACCUCUCCCAGAGGAUACAUAUGAGGUAGAGAAGCUUCUUGACAUAUGCUAUGGUGAUCCAAAUAGCACUGGAGAAAUUGGUUUGUGCUUUAAGGUGCGGUGGAAAAAAUAUGAUUCCAGUCAUGAUACAUGGGAGCCCAUUGAUGGCCUUAGUGAUUCCCCUGAGUGUAUUAAAGAAUUUGUCGAGAGUGGAUACAGGGAAAGUAUUUUGCCAUUGCCUGACACUGUGGAUGUUAUCUGUGGGGGCCCUCCUUGCCAAGGCAUUAGUGGAUUCAACAGAUUCAGAAAGCACAAUGAUCCGCUGAAGGAUGAAAAAAACAAACAGUUGACUGUCUUUAUGGAUAUUGUGAAUUACCUGAGACCUAAAUAUGUUCUUAUGGAGAAUGUCGUAGAUAUAGUGAAAUUUGCAGAUGGAUUCCUUGGUCGGUAUGCAUUGAGUCGGCUUGUGGCCAUGAAUUACCAAGCUAGACUUGGGAUGAUUGUUGCAGGAUGUUAUGGUCUACCACAGUUUAGGAUGCGAGCAUUUCUCUGGGGAGCUCUUCCAUCAAUGGUACUUCCAAAAUUCCCACUUCCUACCCAUGAUGUUGUGAUGCGAGGAGUAGUGCCCAAUGCGUUCUCGCAAUGUCUUGUUGCAUACGAUGAAACAGAAGAUAAGCACUUGAAGAGAGCUCUUGUCCUUGGAGAUGCAAUAUCUGAUUUACCGAAGGUCGGAAACUAUCAACCUUAUGAAGUGAUGGAGCAUCGUAUUAACCCCAAAACAGAAUUCCAACACUAUAUUCGGCUCAACCGUAAAGAUAUGAAGGAUUACUCAUUUGGAGAUGCUGCUCCUGAGGAAGCUCAACUGUUUGAUCAUCAGCCUCUAGAACUAAACGAGGAUGAUUAUGAACGAGUGCAGCAGAUUCCUGUUAAAAAGGGGGCCAACUUCCGUGAUUUGAUCGGUGUCCAGGUUAGGGAAGAUAAUACCGUUGAGUUUGAUCCGGAUAUGGCUCGUGUACUUCUAUCUUCUGGGAAGCCUUUGGUGCCUGACUAUGCAAUGACCUACAUCAAGGGGAAGUCACUGAAACCAUUUGGGCGACUGUGGUGGGAUGAAACUGUUCCGACUGUUGUCACCAGAGCCGAGCCUCACAACCAGAUUAUUUUGCAUCCGACCCAGAACAGAGUUAUGACCAUCCGGGAGAAUGCAAGGCUACAAGGCUUUCCCGACUACUACAGACUAUUUGGCCCUAUAAAGCAGAAAUAUAUUCAGGUUGGCAAUGCAGUUGCUGUUCCGGUUGCUCGAGCUCUGGGAUAUUCCCUUGGGCGGGCCUACCGGCGUGAAUUUGAUGGAGACCAACCCCUUUUCAAACUGCCUGAAAGUUUUAUUCCUACAGAUCAAGCAACAGUCACAAGAUUGUCUGAAGGAAUUCUUGGUGGUGAAGUAGUGGAGGCAGAAUAAUAGUUUGAUCGAUUAUGCUUAUUUGCCCGAGAAACUGUCAGAACAUUGUUAUUUAUUUCCAUAGUUGCAUACUUGUCUAUUUCCUUAAUAUUCAGAUAUUGAUAGGCAAUGGCUGGUCUGCCUGACUACAAUGUGUUCCGUCUGUUUAGGCACACCCCUUCAUGGUUUGUAAACGUAACAGCAAAGAUGAUCUCCUCUCUGACAUGUUCUGCUCUCAAACACUUCUAGCGACAUAUCAAUUGCGAAGUGCUUGAUCAUUAACUAUCA
Molecule: messenger RNA, 3391 nt
Organism: Brachypodium distachyon (stiff brome)
Lineage: Eukaryota; Viridiplantae; Streptophyta; Magnoliopsida; Poales; Poaceae
Product: DNA (cytosine-5)-methyltransferase CMT1-like
Exons: 21
Coding region: 254-3124 (956 amino acids)
Cellular component (GO): nucleus
Molecular function (GO): chromatin binding; methyltransferase activity
Source: RefSeq, a predicted model, not a curated record